Molecule: messenger RNA, 1251 nt
Organism: Emericellopsis cladophorae
Lineage: Eukaryota; Fungi; Ascomycota; Sordariomycetes; Hypocreales; Bionectriaceae
Exons: 7
Coding region: 1-1251 (416 amino acids)
Cellular component (GO): cytosol
Molecular function (GO): argininosuccinate lyase activity
Source: RefSeq, a predicted model, not a curated record
AUGGCCGAAAAGAAGACGGACGCCCCGGCAACCAAUAUGCUCUGGGGUGGGAGGUUUACAGGUGGGAUUGAUCCGCUUAUGCAUAAGUAUAACGCCUCCAUUGGAUAUGAUAAGGCUCUCUACAAGGAGGAUAUUCUUGGAUCGAUUGCUUUUGCCAGGGCCAACUCAAAAGUUGGCAUUAUUACCGAAGACGAAUUUAAGAUGAUCGAGCAUGGUCUGCUUGAAGUGAUGGAAGAAUGGAAGCAGGGAACCUUCGCUGUUAUGCCGAAUGACGAAGACAUUCAUACUGCAAACGAGCGUCGAUUGGGAGAGAUCAUCGGAAAAGACACCGCUGGCAAGCUACACACAGGUCGCAGCCGCAACGAGCAGGUCGUUUGUGAUAUGCGCAUGUGGCUGCGUGACCGCAUCCGUGAAAUCGACAGCCAACUCGUUGCUUUUCUUCGAGUCCUCACCAAACGCGCCGAGGCUGAAAUCGACUACCUCAUGCCCGGCUACACCCACUUACAACGCGCGCAGCCAGUUCGCUGGGGUCAGUGGAUCAUGUCACAUGCUGCUUCGUUCAAGCAGGAUCUCGAGCGAUUGCGUCAGGUCUUCGAAAGGGUCAACCUUAGCCCACUUGGUUGUGGCGCACUAGCUGGUAAUGUGUUUGGUAUCGAUCGAGACGCAAUAGCCGCAGAGCUUGGUUUCAGCGGAAUCACUCUGAACUCUAUGAACACUUCCGGCGACCGUGACUUCAUCAUCGAGUUCCUGACCUGGAACUCGAUGUUCACCAACCAUAUCAGCAGUCUAAUGCCGAAUAAGAAGAACGCCGACAGUUUGGAACUCUUGCGCGGCAAGUCGGGUCGUGCUUUCGGUCAAAUGGCUGGGCUGAUGAUGAGCGUGAAAGGCUUGCCAACUUGCUACAACAAGGACCUUCAGGAGGGAUGGGAACCCAUGCUUGAUUCGGUCCAAACUGUUUCGGACAGUCUGGGCAUCGCCAACGGGGUUAUCGCCACCAUGACGGUGCGGCCUGAGCGGAUGUUGGCUGCCCUGGAUAAGACGAUGCUUGCCACUGAUAUCGCGGAGUGGCUAGUGCGAAACGGAUACAAGCUAACCCUGGAGCAACUGCAAGCCAUCGAUUCUCGAUUCAAGGCGGAUAUUGCAGAGGCGUUCGAAUAUGAGUCGAGUGUUGAGGCGAAAUCGGCCAGGGGCGGUACUAGUCGAUCAGCCGUGCUGCAGCAGAUUCAGGAACUCCAUGCUAUCUUGGAUUAG